UCUAACUCGUGAUUUUGAAGUCUGCAUAGCUCCGUCAUAUCGUGUGUUCUAAAUGAACUUUUAUUAUCGGGGUCGUCGGGACUUGAACACGUACCCUCAUGAUUUAAUAAGCUCCCAUUACCCUAUCAUGAAUCAUUUGGUCUCAAUAACUCAAAACUUGUUAAGAGAGAUCCAUAUAUGAAUCUUGAUCACUUCCUUACACCGUAGACUAGCUUUUAUGUGCUGUAUCUCUCCUUAAUUAGUCUAUCAUAACUCUACAAUACCGAAGAUAGCAGUUUCCUAAAAGGGGAUUUUGGAAUGGGUUGGUUAUCAAUACUUCACAAAAAGACAAGUUACGAAUAAUACUAAAAAUAGAUAUCUUCCAACAUUCCGAACGCCAUGAAUAAUUAAUUACACCGACAUUGCAAGAAAACUUUCAAAGAUGAUUUUGAUUCUCUCAAGUAUGAAAAAACUCGAAUUCAUUAAGUACAACUAUGUACGUAGAACUCAUAAUUAGGAAUGGCAAUGGAGCAGGUCCGGGGCGAGUAUCUCGAUACCCAUACCCGCCCCAUGGCAGGUCGGGUCCAGGUCGGGUAAUUUAUCACGGGACGCGGGUCGGGGCAGGUCGACCCAUUAGGUAUGUAAUUUAUGUGAAAACAGUAGAAAUAUUCGUUCUUUUCAUUGAAAGACCAAGAAAGAAACCAUAAUAUGAUAAAAUGUAGUGAAAUUAUUGAAGAAAUUGAGGUUUUCACUUAUUUACAACUUUAUUAUAGCUAAAAUAUAAUGUAAUAAGAGGAAAAUCUUAAGUAAUUUGACUAAUAUUAUAUGUAAUUUAGGCAAGAACGGGUCGAGAAUGGGGCGGGUCAGGGCAGGUCGGGUUGAUGAGAGGUACCCAUGUCGCCCCCCCCCCCCCCCCCCCCCCCCCCCCCGGUCUACGAGACGGAUUUGACCCGCCGCAAAACAGGUGAAACAAGUCAGGUAAAUCGGGUCAAGUCCAAAUUGCCAUCUCUACUCAUAAUGGUGGCCAUGGCCUCACUUCUCAUGCCUUGUCCAUAUCGACGUUUGCCGGUUUCCCAUGUUCAUGGGGGCCUUAUAUCCCAUAUUCUUAUAUUCCCAGAAAACAAUAUUUCCACAUGUAUUUAUUUCUACCAUUUCUCAGCAAGAAAUGGACUAAUAAUGAUGUUAAUAUAAAAGAGUUUCUAGAACACAAGUACAACAAGCGUUUGUAGUCCAACGGUUAGGAUAAUUGCCUUCCAAGCAAUAGACCCGGGUUCGACUCCCGGCAGACGCAAUUCCUUUUCAAUUUUAACAAUGCGGCCUCUUUUAUUCUUUUUUUGGGCUAUGCAGCAACCCAACUUGCCCGGCCCACGGGCCCAGGAAGGAAGCGUCUAGAAGCCGCGGGUAAAACCAGUUCGUUGCAAAAUUAUCGGAGGCAAGCUCCCAGCAGCCGAUCAGACGGGAACUUUCUGGAAGAGCAAAGAGAGAGCGUGAGAGAAUCUCCGGCGAUCCGAUCAGAGAAAAAAUGGCGGAGCACUUGGCGUCGAUUUUCGGUACCGAGAAGGACAGGGUGAAUUGCCCCUUCUACUUCAAGAUCGGAGCUUGCCGCCAUGGCGACCGUUGCUCCAGGCUCCAUACCAAGCCCAGCGUCAGCCCCACACUCCUCCUCUCCAACAUGUACCAGCGGCCCGACAUGAUCACCCCUGGCGUCGACGCCGAAGGAAACCCUAUCCAUCCCCGCAAAAUCCAGCAACACUUCGAGGACUUCUAUGAAGAUCUAUUUGAGGAGUUGCACAAGUAUGGAGAGAUUGAGAGCCUGAAUGUUUGCGACAACCUUGCUGACCACAUGGUGGGAAACGUUUAUGUUCAGUUUAGUGAGGAAGAGCAGGCUGCUACUGCCUUGCGCAAACUGACUGGAAGGUUCUAUGCCGGGCGCCCCAUCAUUGCGGACUUCUCUCCAGUGACAGACUUCCGAGAGGCCACAUGCAGGCAAUACGAGGAGAACACUUGCAACCGUGGUGGUUAUUGCAACUUCAUGCAUCUUAAAAGGAUUGGCAGGGAAUUGAGGCGACAAUUGUAUGGGAGCUACAGAAGCAGGCACAGUCGUAGUAGGAGCAGAAGUAGGAGCCCCUACAGGCAUAGAAGCCAUGAAGAUCAUUACCAUAGGAGUAGUAGGAGAUAUGACGAUGAAAAGGAGCGGUAUCAUGAGAGCCGGAGUAGAAGGCACAAGACCACCAGCCCUGAUCACUGGAGGGAACGAAGUAGCAGUCCAGGAAGAGGGAGGCGCGAGAACCGAAGCCCUGUUAGGGAAGGUAGUGAAGAGAGAAGGGCAAGAAUUGAACAGUGGAACAGGGAAAGGGAAAGGGAACAUGGAUCGAGAGCCGAUCGUAAUAUUGAUUAUGGACACCAGGAUCAGGAUUCACACAAAGAUGUGGAGUAUGGCAAUUGAGGGGAUUCAGGGUGUCUCCGGUUUGUUUCUCUUCCUUGGGUUUAUUUGAUGUUGUGUUGUUUCUGGGUAGAAAUUGAGUAUUUGUUACUGUGCAGGUGGUUUUGCAGGUUUCAGAAUUCAUAUAUUUGCCUGUCAAACUUGUAAUUCUUAGUUCUUAACCAUUUGAUUAACAUAACAUGCAUGGCUGAGUUUCGAAAUAUUUGCUCUCUAACCAUAAAAAAACGACCGAUUAUCACGUACUGUUGGCAUUCUCAAUUUUCCAUGCUUGCAUUCCAUGUACAGCGAAGGAACUCUUCGAACACCGUUGUAGUGAGGCUAGUUGCUAGAACGCAAUCAGAAUCUGC
Molecule: messenger RNA, 2769 nt
Organism: Linum trigynum
Lineage: Eukaryota; Viridiplantae; Streptophyta; Magnoliopsida; Malpighiales; Linaceae
Source: the annotation of a GenBank genome assembly